Molecule: messenger RNA, 1158 nt
Organism: Aspergillus affinis
Lineage: Eukaryota; Fungi; Ascomycota; Eurotiomycetes; Eurotiales; Aspergillaceae
Product: F-box domain protein
Exons: 2
Coding region: 1-1158 (385 amino acids)
Source: RefSeq, a predicted model, not a curated record
AUGAUGUACGCCUCUCGAGAAAUAUACCUCCCUACUGAGAUCGUCCUCCAUAUUAUCGACAUCAUCGCGGCAGAUGAAUCCCGCCGCCAGGAGACCCUACAUGCCUGCUGCUUGGUAUCACGACAGUGGUACUCGGUGGCGAUAGCUCCGCUGUACGAAAAGCCCCAUGUCGGCACUGGAUUUGCUUUUGGGAGGUUCACGGACACCAUCAGUCCGCCGAUCGGAGUGCGUAAAAGCAAAUUGAACUUGGGCAGUCUGGUACACCGACUUGAUCUGAGCGGUCUCGUGCAUCACAGUUCGCCCAGUCUGACCGCGAGGCUGCUAGGUCGCGUCAAGGAGAAUCUAGAAGUCUUCAUUGCGCCCAAAGUGUCCUUCUCAACGAACAGUCUCCCCGCAUUAUCCAAAUGCACCAACCUCCGAUCCCUCGAUCUCGCACUCGUCAACGACCCCAUCCCCUUCACGAACCUCAAACAAGCCCUCAGCCCACUCCACAAACUCAACACCCUGCGCCUCCCCAACUCAACCAACCUCACAUCCGCAGAAUCCACCUCCCCCUCGACCGCCGUCGCAUGGCCUCCGCAAAUCACCCGCCUCCAACUCAGCGGACGCUUCAACCCCCUCACAAUCCCGUCCUUCGCCUGGCCCGCCUCCCUCACCAGCCUCAGCAUCAAGAACUGCGCCGACCUCUCCGUCAGCAACCUCGGCAGCCUGCUGAGCAGCCCGCACCUCAACAAUAGCCUCCGGCGACUGAGCAUCUCCGGCGCAAACCGCGGUCUGCAACCGGAGUCCAUCAACGCGAUCCUCGCCUUCCUACCGGGCCUAGCCAUCCUCAGCGUCCCCGGCGAUAUGGUUGAUGAUACCUUCUUCGAUAUCCUGUGUCAUAUGGCGCCACCGGUGGCGCUGGAGGAGUUGGAGUUUGGGUUUCCGAGCCAAGACCCGAGUUUGGUAUUUUCGACCGAGGCGUUGAUCCGCGCCCUAGGGUGUGGGUUGAGGGAUCUGCGGGCUGUCGGGUUCGCGGAUAUUUUCUGUACAGAGGAGCGCAUUAACGAGGACGAGGAGCUCGAGGAGAUUUUGUUGAAGAGAGUGGCGGAAAGACCAGACCCGCCGGAACAUUGGAAAGAAGUUGAUGAUCUUCUGGUGGGUGUAUAUUACCUUUGA